UCAUUCGUAGCGGGCUUUAUAACGGAGUCGGCGUGGACAGCGAGCCAUCCACGCCGCCGCCGCCGCCAUGUCGCCGCUUGCUUGCUGUCUGGUCGCUCUCGCAGCGCUGUUCGCCGUAUCCGACGCAAAUAUGAUUAACCCUUUUUGCAGCAGUGUAUCAUUAGGUGAAUCAAUGGUGCAUGAGGUUACAUUUAAUAUGAACGUUUCUGGUGGUGAUGUCUUCAUCCCUAAUAAAUGCCCGGAAGAUCACGACCUAAAGGGUCAAGACCUCAACGUAUGCAACAUCCCCAAUUCGAUGCCCGAGGUUCACACUUUUACGAUCGGUAAACACCCGUUCGAGAAAGUGUACAUCGAUUGCCCCAAUAACACCCGGGGCUGCUCGAGCCUUGAACUGCAAGUCACACAGUAUUGCGAGGUCCCUCCGAUUGGAUAAAGGGUAAAAUUGGAUUUUUACCAAUAAUUCAACGAAAGGUUUAUUUUGAAUUUAAAAAAAGUGAUUUGGUUACAUGCUCCACUUUUGGCAUUGUGGUGACAAAAUUAUUUAUUUAUAAUCUGGUAAUAGUUUAAUAUUUGUUUCAAUAUUUUUCGGCGCGUGGCAAUUAA
This is a messenger RNA of Cydia strobilella, 603 nucleotides long. RefSeq lists its product as uncharacterized. Bases 68 to 433 code for a protein of 121 amino acids. NCBI's taxonomy places the organism in Eukaryota, Metazoa, Arthropoda, Insecta, Lepidoptera, Tortricidae. The transcript has 3 exons. The record is from RefSeq and is a predicted model, not a curated record.